Pygocentrus nattereri (red-bellied piranha) is the source of this 2471-nucleotide messenger RNA. RefSeq names its product syntaxin 6 (gene stx6). The transcript is spliced from 8 exons. Gene Ontology annotation, molecular function: SNAP receptor activity. Gene Ontology annotation, cellular component: membrane. Gene Ontology annotation, biological process: intracellular protein transport; Golgi vesicle transport. The coding region runs from base 192 to 968 and encodes 258 amino acids. The record is from RefSeq and is a predicted model, not a curated record. Lineage: Eukaryota; Metazoa; Chordata; Actinopteri; Characiformes; Serrasalmidae.
CCCAGGGAGCUGCUGCCCUCUGCCCCGGAUGGAGUGGAGGGACUGAUGGCGGAGAGCGCAUCGCUGUCCCGCACAUAAACAAACCGUAACCCCCCCGAGCAGCUCUCACUCCGCGCAGAGAGCACUGGCAGAGCGGCCGGGCUUCGGAGCAUGACUGUGUAUCACUAGAGCCCUUUAAUGUGAGCAGCACUAUGUCGAUGGAAGACCCGUUUUUCGUCGUUAAAGGGGAGGUCCAAAAGGCUGUCAACACUGCACAAGGUCUGCAUCAGAGAUGGAGUGAGCUACUGCAAGAUCCGGGUGGUGCCACCAAGGAAGAGAUUGACUGGACCACAAAUGAGUUGAGGAACAGCCUGAGGUCCAUUGAAUGGGAUCUGGAGGAUUUGGACGAAACUAUUAGUAUUGUGGAAGCAAAUCCAAGAAAGUUUAAUCUUGAUGCUGUGGAGUUGACCAAGCGAAAAGCCUUCAUCACCAGCACGAGGCAGACAGUUAAGGAGAUGAAGGACCACAUGUCUAGUCCAAUGGCUGUGUCCAUAUCUGACAAGAAAAACAGACAGACCCUUUUGGGGGAUGGAGGCUCCCACGGCCCAAUCUGGCAACCCGGAGGAGGAGGAGACAGGUACACCCGUCUGGACCGAGAGCUGCAAACAGCCAACUCCCAGUUUAUUGAGGAGCAGCAAACCCAGCAGCAGCUCAUAGCAGAGCAGCAGGAUGAGCAGUUGGAGCUGGUGUCAGGGACCAUUGGUGUGUUAAAGAACAUGUCUCAAAGGAUUGGACAGGAGCUUGAUGAACAAGCAGUAAUGCUUGAUGAUUUCUCUCAUGAGAUGGACAGCACUCAGUCCAGGCUAGACAAUGUGAUGAAGAAGUUGGCUAAAGUUUCCCACAUGACAAGUGACCGACGGCAGUGGUGUGCUAUUGGCAUUUUGUUGGCCAUCCUGUUUGUUGUGAUCAUCCUGUUCAUUGUUCUGUGAACAGCACUCCCUGUCCACAACUACUACAGCUUUCCUCACCUGCACAGAAGGAUUGACUAAAACAAAGGUGCUUUGGGGAAAGGAAAUCACCUUUUUCUCCAGUCCUUACUCCGUCACACUGUCAGCUGAUGAGUAUUAUGUUUCUUUUGCAACUUUUUAGGCAACUACAAAAUGCCACCAGCGUGGUACAUUUGCUUGUUUAUCUGUAAAUAAUUUUUUUUUUUUUUGGGAAAGCCUAAGUCCUAGAGACUUGUUCUAGUGUGGUGUGCAUCACUUACUUUUUCUGUAAGUGUGUUACUACAGCAUGAAAGGAUGCUGUUAGGUUUUAGUGUCUUAGUGAAGCUGGUGUCUUAAUCUGGCGUACAACUUGUUCAAGCUACUUUUUGCUUUUAUGACUCCAUAUUUUUAAAGGAGAAGUUCACCAGUUUUUCAAAAUUUCAGAAUAAUGUACUCAUGGAGAUGUAAACAGGGUCUGAGUGUUUUGUUGUGAAAUGGGACACUGCAUAGAAACUUACUGACUGAGAUUUUCUUUACAGUGGAGGUGAUAAGACCCCUGGUAACAUUGUCUACACUGCGAGCCAUUUUAUUUUCUAUCUGAAAUGGCCAAGGAGUCCACACGUCUUCUGAGUUCUUACAUGUAACAUUGAUAAUGGUACAAUACUGAUACAUCUCUUUGGGGACUAUUUUGCCUUACUACGCUCUCCAUGUGUUUCUCCACCGUGAAUGACGGGCACUGUAUUCGUACCUACUUUAGGUCAAAACUUUCUGUGAGGGAGCUUUGAGAGGCAUUCAUUCGUCUGGUUCCUGCCACCACCACUGUGCAUGAUUCUGACUCAGUUUCUCCAGAACAGAGCAUUUCACAUCAAACCACUGAAAAACGGUUAAAUCUUAACCAUUUAGUUAUGCAAAAAUUCUGAAAAAAUGGUGGAAAUCCCCUUUAAUGCUAAACAGUGACUCAUUGAACUAAUAACUGAUUUAAUUUUUCUCAAAGAAAUUCUAGGGCUACUAUUAAUCCUUUGCUUCCUGUCCUGUUUACGUGUUUGCUAUGAUGGCAGUAUGUUGCAAUGGUUAUUCUCAAUAAUCAGUACUAACUAAUGAAGUAAACUAUACUAAACACUGGAGUUCCAUGAUUUGGAACCAGAUUUAUUUUCUAAACGGGUAUUUAACUAACAACACUAACUACGUUAACCACUUCUGUUUUUCUUCUAAAUUUCAUUUGUCAUUUUUGGCAUUUGAUAAUCUGCUAGGUAGAGAAAUCUUUGACAGACACUAGUGAUAUAACUCAAACCUGAAGAGAAUCAGUCAUAUAUUUUUGCAGUAAAUCGAAGUAUGAAAUCCUUAUAAUGUGGUUCAGGCUAAAUAAGCUUGAUUGUCCCAGACUGAAGACUGUUUCCUGAUAUAGUUUGAGGAUGUGAGCUUGUUUGGGUCACAAUAUUAACGUAGGAUUUCGUCCUAGCUGGGAGAUGGAUCUCCUGCUGCACUAAAAAAAAAAGCUAAAUGAAU